Messenger RNA from Phalacrocorax carbo (great cormorant), 2800 nucleotides. Lineage: Eukaryota; Metazoa; Chordata; Aves; Suliformes; Phalacrocoracidae. The record is from RefSeq and is a predicted model, not a curated record.
CCGCUCUGCCCCGCCCCUCCCCGCCCCUCCUGCCCAAGAUGGCGGCGGCCGGCGGCCGCACGGUGCUGGUGCGGGGCCUCCCCCCCGCCGCCACCGGCGCCGACCUCGAGCAGGUCUUCGGCAGCCUCGGGCCUCUCCGCCGCUGCUUCGUCGUCACCGAGAAGGGCACCCAAACCAGCCGCGGCUUUGGCUACGUCACCUUCUCGCUGGCCGAGGACGCCCAGCGGGCUCUGCGCGAGGCCCCCACCCUCGCCGGCCGCCGCCUCGCCGUCACGCCGGCCCGCCAGCGGCACAGGGACGGCCGGAGGAAGCCGCGGCGCCGGGGGGAGGAGGAGGAGGAGCAGCAGGAGAAGAAGGAUGAAGCAGCAGCGGCAGCAGGUGAGCUGGGGGUCGAGGCUGCCGCUGCUGCCCCCCCGAGACCGAAGAAGCCCCGAGGCGCCUCCAGGAAGGCGCGGCUCAUCAUCCGGAACCUCAGCUUUAAGUGCUCCGAGGACGACCUGCGCUCUCUCUUCUCGCCCUUCGGCACCGUGCUGGAGGUGAACAUCCCCAGGAAACCAGACGGGAAGAUGCGAGGAUUUGCCUUCGUGCAGCUCGGAAACGUCCUGCAAGCGGCCAAGGCGCUCCGGGGGAUGAACAUGAAGGAGAUCAAAGGACGGCCGGUGGCGGUGGACUGGGCCGUGGCUAAGGACAAAUACCGGGCGACGCACGAGGGCCAGCCCCAGGGGAGCUCAGGGGAGGAACCCGGGGCGGCCCGAGAGCGGAGCAAGGGUGGGGGGGGAGAGGAAGAGGAGGAAGAAGAAGAGGAGGAGGAGGAACAACAAGAAAAAGACGAGGAGGAGGAAGAGGACGAGGAAGAGGACGAGGAGGACGAGGAGGAGGAGGAAGAGGACGAGGAGGAGGAAGAGAAGAAAGAUAAAAAAGCAGUUGGAAAGAAGAAGAUCAAACCUUCCUCAUCCCGGACACGAGACCCGCCUGGGAAGGGGACGGCGGCCGGGGACAGCAGCGAGGAGGAGGACGAUGAUGAUGAAGCUGAUGAGGAAGCAACCGGGGAGGAUGAUAGUGAGCAGGAAGAGGACUCGGAUGAGGAAGAAGAGGAGGAAGGGGGGGGCGCGCCCCCAAAGCGGCGGCGGGGGGGCCAGCAGCCCCCCUCGGACGUGGGCGAGGGCAGGACCGUCUUUGUCCGGAACCUCUCCUUCGACACAGAGGAGGAGGCGCUGGGGGAGCUGCUGCAGCGAUUCGGGGACCUCAAGUACGUCCGCGUGGUGCUGCACCCCGACACGGAGCACUCCAAGGGCUGCGCCUUUGCCCAGUUCCUGACGCAAGAAGCCGCACAGAAAUGCCUCCAGGCUGCCCAGGAGGAGAGCGAGGGCGGGGGGCUGCGGCUGGACGGGCGGCUGCUCCGCAUCGACCCGGCCGUGAGCCGCGAGGAGGCGCGGAAACUCCGCGGGCAGAAGGCGAAGAAGCCGACGGGCACCCGAAACCUCUACCUGGCCCGCGAAGGCUUGAUCCGGGCCGGGACGAAGGCUGCGGAGGGCGUGAGCGACGCCGACAUGGCCAAGCGAGCGCGGUUUGAGGAGCUCAAGUACCAGAAGCUGCGGGACCAGAACAUCUUCGUGUCCCGCACGCGCCUCUGCGUCCACAACCUGCCCAAGGCCGUCGACAGCGCCCGGCUGCGGCGCCUGCUGCUGCGGGCGGCGGGGGGCGGCAGGGCCGUGCGCAUCAAGGAGUGCCGGGUGAUGCGGGACCUGCGGGGGAGGGGGCAGUCCCUGGGCUACGCCUUCGCCGAAUUCGGGGAGCACGAGCAGGCGCUGGCCGCGCUGCGGGGCCUCAACAACAACCCCCACCUCUUCGGGGCACAGAAGAGGCCCAUCGUGGAGUUCUCGCUCGAGGACCGGCGCAAGCUGAAGCUGAAGGAGCAGCGAGCCCAGCGCAGCCUGCUCAAGCUGAAAGCGAAGCCGGCGGAGCAGGACGCGGCCGAGCCCCCCCGACCCCCACAGAAACAUCAGGGGAGGAAGAAACCGGCCUCCGGUGGGGCGCGCGGCUCUGGGGGGCCCCCGGCGGUGGGGCAGGAGGCCCCCCCGGCCCCCCCGAGCCCCGCAGCCCCCCCGGCGGGGGCCGUGCCCUGGUCCGGUUUCCGCACGGAGGCGCGGGGGGAGCGGGUGCAGCUGCCGGACGGGACCACCCGCAGGAGGGUGCUGGCGCUGCCCUCCCACCGCGGGCCCAAAAUCAGGAAGCGCGACAAGGGCAAGGUGAAGCCCCUCCCCACCAAACAGCCCAAGGCCAAAGCCCAGCGGCGCAAGGAGAAGCGCAAGGCACCCCCCACCCAGGCGCGGCGGCAGCGGGGGGCCGGGGGGGCCGGGGGGGCCGAGGCCCGCUUCAGCGAGCUGGUGGAGCGCUACAAGAGGAAGAUCCUGGGCAGCGACGCCCCCGCGCCCAAACGGGGCAAGUGGUUCGAGAGCUGAGACCACCCUCCCCCGACCCCCACCCGUGGGUGGGGGGUCACUGGACCUCAUGGGGGGAGUCAAGGGACCCCCUGGGGGGUCUCUGCUUCAGCCUCGGGGCUCUCAGCAGGGGGAAGGACCAAGUCCUGGGUCGCCCCUUGUUGCCGUCAUCCCCGACCCGGGAUUUGGGGGGGCCCCCGUCCCUCCUCCUCUCCCAGGGGUCUCGCCUGGUUUGGGACCCCCGGGGGCUGGAGGGAGGGGUGGGUGCCCCCCAUUGCCAGCACCCCCCACCCUGUUGGGGACAGGGUGCUGUAAAAAUAGAGGAAUAUAUUUUAAUAAAAAGCUUUUUGGAGGAAAAA